ACUAGACGGCGGCUGACGACAAAUGGCGCUUUUCCAUGCGCGCUCAUGUGAAGACCCUUUAAAAAGAAAGCCAUCGUGCGCAGAGUGUGGGAGCGAUUGACAGACAGGCAAAGGGACAGCAAGGCAGCGGAUUGCGUUGUUAUUAACUAUGUCUUUGUACCGUAACUCAGCGUGGUUUCUGAAAGGAUGCAUCGAAUUUACCAAGGCAGCAUUUGAGUCUGCAUCAAAACACUUUAUAGAAAAAGAUGUAGAAGUGUCUGUGGCAGGCCGAUCAUUCUUGAUCACUGGAGCUAACAGUGGCAUUGGCAAAGCACUGGCCAUGGCUAUUGCAAAAAAAGGUGGUACAAUUCACAUGGUAUGCAGAAACAAGGACAAGGCAGAGGAAUCCAGAGCUGAGAUUAUCAAGGAGUCUGGAAACAAAGAAGUUUAUGUGCACAUUCUGGACCUAUCUGAGACCAAGAAGGUAUGGGAGUUUGCAGAGGGAUUUAAAAAAAGAUACAAAACCCUUAAUGUACUGAUCAAUAAUGCAGGUUGUAUGAUGACUAAGAGAGAAGUGAAUGCAGAUGGCAUUGAGAAGAGUUUUGCCAUUAACUCACUUGCCAUGUACAUUCUCAUCAAGAGCCUAAUUCCCAUGUUGGAAAAGAGCCCUGACCCCAGAGUGAUCACAGUGACAUCUGGGGGAAUGUUGGUCCAGAAACUGCGCACAGGAAAUUUGCAGUCCCAGAGAGGCAGAUAUGAUGGCACUAUGGUGUAUGCACAAAACAAGAGGCAGCAAGUGGUGAUAACAGAACAGUUUGCUAAAACUCACCCCAGCAUUCACUUUUCAGUAAUGCAUCCUGGUUGGGUGGACACACCAAUGAUUGCAAAUGCUAUGCCUGACUUCUACCGCUCAAUGAAGGAGCGUUUGCGAACACCAGAACAGGGUGCUGACACACUGGUGUGGCUUGCAGUGUCUGAGGCUGCUGUGGCAAAUCCCAGUGGAAGAUUCUUUCAAGAUCGGAGAAUGGUAUCAGCCCAUCUGCCACUAGCCUGGACACAUAGUUCCCAGCUAGAAGAUGAUAAGUUCAUGAGUGUCAUGGAGGAGAUGGCAAAAGGUUUUCAACCUCACUGAACAUUCAAAGAGAAACAGGUUAUGAGAAUCUGUUCUCAGAAAGAGCACUUCAACACCCAUGUUGGCCAAAUACACAGAAAACCCAGAA
This is a messenger RNA of Tachysurus vachellii, 1199 nucleotides long. It is a transcript of the gene dhrs12la, whose product is annotated as dehydrogenase/reductase 12-like a. NCBI's taxonomy places the organism in Eukaryota, Metazoa, Chordata, Actinopteri, Siluriformes, Bagridae. The record is from RefSeq and is a predicted model, not a curated record. The coding region runs from base 149 to 1111 and encodes 320 amino acids. The transcript is spliced from 10 exons.